AUGGCCAAACAAGUUGUCCAGAUCCACGUUGGGAUGCUGGUUUUGGCUCUCUGGCUGCACCUGGGGGCGGCCGCUGCAGGCAUGCUGAGGGUUGACGGAGCCCAGGACGGAGCUGGCGGCAGCGGGGACACCAUCAGCCACUCCCUGACCCUGGUGCAGCGUCUGGAGGCCCUGCUGGUUCAGGGGAACGGCAGUGACGUGUCGCUCAGGGUGGAGACGCCCAGCGCAGAUGAGGUGAAGGUGAUCCAGGCCCACGCGCUGGUGCUCUCCCUGCAGAGCCCCGUGUUUGAGGAGAUGCUGCUGAACCGCAACAGCAGCAUGUUGGUGCUGAAGGAGAGCUCCGACUGCGCUGCCGUGUUUGACAAGUUCAUCAGGUAUCUCUACUGUGGAGAGAUUUCUCUGCGCCUGGAUCAGGCCACACCUUUGCACAAGCUGGCCACCAAGUAUCAAGUGAUGGGUCUCCAGCAGGGCAUCACCCAGUACAUGACCCAGAAUCUGGCCCGGGACUCCUCAGGCCACGUGGCGGGCUGGUACGAGUACGCCCAGCAGGCCGGGGAUGUGACUCUGAGGGACAGCUGUCUUCAGUACAUGGCCUGGAACCUGUCGUCGGUGCUGCAGAGCGGCGAGUGGGUGACCAUCAGCAGCCAGCUGCUCAUGUCCCUGCUGCAGCGCUCGGACCUCAUCCUGCAGAGUGAGAUGGAGCUCUUUGCGGCGCUGGAGGCCUGGAUUAUACAGAAUGAGCCAGACGGCCUGACGGCGGAGAACGCUUUAAGAGCUGUGCGUUACGCCAUGAUGCCGCCACGGGAGCUGUUCCGCCUGCAGACCCAGUCAUCAGUCCUGGCUCGCUAUCAGGAGUCGGUGCGCGACCUGCUGUACAUGUCCUACCAGUUUCACUCUGCAUCGCCGCUGCACAUGGCCAAAUACUUUGACGUGAACUGCAGCCUCUUCAUGCCCAGGAACUACCUGUCGCCAGUCUGGGGGUCUCCCUGGAUCAUCAGCAACCCCACGCGAGACGACCGCAGCACCAGCUUCCAGACCCAGCUGGGGCCCAGCGGCCACGACGCCAGCAAGCGCGUGACUUGGAACGCCCUGUUCUCUCCACGCUGGCUACCCCUCAGCAUGAGGCCGAUGUACACAGAGACGGGCGCCAUGCAGCCGACACGUGUGGAGGGGGGGCGCCCUCGCAUCAUCAUCACGCCGGCCACGUCCAGCGCAGAUUUCGCCGGGGUGAACUUCCAGAAGACGGUGCUGGUGAUGGCUCAGCAGCAGGGGAGGGUGGUGGUGAAACACGUCUACAACUUCCACCAGAGCACGGAGGAAAACGGCGAUUUCUUGGCGGAAGCCGACUUGUACCGUCGGACGUCUGAAUACCUCAUCGACAGCUCCCUCUUCCUCCAUAUUGUGGUGAAGCCGCUGUACCAAACCCUCAUAACUACAAAGAACUGA
Molecule: messenger RNA, 1446 nt
Organism: Chelmon rostratus (copperband butterflyfish)
Lineage: Eukaryota; Metazoa; Chordata; Actinopteri; Chaetodontiformes; Chaetodontidae
Gene: btbd17a
Product: BTB/POZ domain-containing protein 17
Exons: 3
Coding region: 1-1446 (481 amino acids)
Molecular function (GO): protein binding
Source: RefSeq, a predicted model, not a curated record